Messenger RNA from Struthio camelus australis, 3189 nucleotides. Lineage: Eukaryota; Metazoa; Chordata; Aves; Struthioniformes; Struthionidae. The record is from RefSeq and is a predicted model, not a curated record.
UUCAUAUAACCUUUUUUGUUUUGUUUUCUUCUAGGGGUAGCAGAUGGAGUAGGUGGCUGGAGAGACUAUGGGGUUGACCCUUCUCAGUUCUCAGGGACUCUGAUGCGAACAUGUGAACGUUUAGUAAAAGAAGGACGGUUUGUACCAAGUAAUCCUGUUGGGAUUCUCACCGCAGGUUAUUGUGAGCUGCUGCAGAACAAAGUACCCUUGCUUGGAAGCAGUACAGCUUGUAUAGUAGUUCUAGACAGAACAAGUCAUCGUUUACAUACAGCCAACUUGGGAGAUUCUGGAUUUUUGGUAGUCAGAGGAGGAGAAGUAGUACAUCGAUCUGAUGAACAGCAACAUUACUUCAACACUCCGUUCCAGCUGUCCAUAGCUCCACCAGAAGCAGAAGGAGUUGUCCUAAGUGACAGCCCUGAUGCUGCUGAUAGUACUUCUUUUGAUGUCCAACUCGGAGACAUCAUUUUGACUGCAACAGAUGGACUCUUUGACAACAUGCCUGACUACAUGAUUCUUCAGGAGUUAAAAAAGCUAAAGAACUCAAACUAUGAGAGUAUACAGCAGACUGCAAGAAGCAUCGCUGAGCAAGCUCAUGAGCUGGCAUAUGAUCCCACUUACAUGUCACCAUUUGCACAGUUUGCAUGUGACAAUGGAUUGAAUGUGAGAGGGGGAAAACCAGAUGACAUCACCGUCCUUCUUUCUAUUGUAGCUGAAUAUACAGACUGAUUUGCCCAGAGUGUCAGCUUCUGAUGUUUUCACUAUCCCUGAGCUCCUAACUUCACAUGUACAGUUUCCUGCUGGCAGGAUUGCUUUCUUUCUUUGCAGCUGAUCUCAGCAGCCAGAUUUCAAGCUCGUUGCCUGUCUUGAGACACAACUGAAGUCCUUGUUAAGAACCACUCGUGUAGUACACUGGUCUUUGUCUGCCAGCAAGAAAUGAAGAAACUCAAGGCUUGAAGCAUGUCUUUCAGAGCUUAAUAAUUGUCCAUAAAAGGGGGAAGAUCAAUCCCACGUCGUUACUGCAUUUGAAAUGUGACUUACUUUCAAAUGGGUAGAAUUGUUUGAAUAAUGAUAAACCUAGAUUUAAUAGAAAAAAACCUCUGCAAGAGGGCGUGUUACUAUAUCUCCUAGAAACGUUCACUAUUCAUUAAAGGGUAUGUUACAGAACACAGUUUCAUAAGCAUAGUCUUGUUACAGUGAUAGCUGAGGUUUUGUGUUUCUAAGCUCCAGUUUUCAGGAGACUUUAUAACUGCUGUAAACCUUUUGCUUUUGCCAUACAUGGUGUCAGCCUAGGAGCCUUUUCUAGUACAAAAUUUCAAAAACAUACUUAUUUCAAGUUAUAUGGAUGCAAAUGUGUUUUGUGAUUUCAGGUGCUUAACUGUGAUCUUAAAAAGUUCUGCAGAUCAUUCGUCCAUAAAGGGCCUGGUAUCUGGAUGUUUUGGCUGUGGGCAAACUUUUUUUUUUUUAACAAAAGUAAUAAGUCAGUCUCAAAAAGCCAAGAUGGCCAAAGUUGAGGUCCCUGCAGCAUUUUAACCAUCUCACCAGCAUGUGAUCAUAUGGCUUAAGUGUACAGUGAGAGGUUGCAUGAAGUACAGGUCAUCCUCAGCUCUGAACGUCUUUGCUUUUGGUAGAUGAUUCUGUUACCUUAACAUAAUUUGUGUUGAUAUUGCCAUUCUUGUUUAUAUAGAACAGAAUAUGUUGAACCAAUUUAAGUCAAGUUGAACCUUGUCUUUCUGACUCUCAAACAUGCACCUCUGCUUAUGCUGUGGCAGCAGCAGUAAGUACAGAAAUGGAAACUUAAAUGAAUAAUUAGCAAAACUUACAUUUCAGUAACUAAAGUUUAGGAUUUUCAGAAUGAACCUUAAUAAUGUUUACAGUUAUCUUAAUAGCCACUUUGCAAUAUUACAUUUCCUUCUGAAUUACAGUAGCUCACAAUUGUUCCCCCCAUUCCAUCAAGCUCUCCUUUGUUUCCUGAGGUUCAUACAAAAAGCUGAUAGCUGUAAAGAUAUAUAUAUUUUUGGUCAGUUUUUCAUUAACUUUUUUGCUGGUAGAAAAGUGUGUAGAAAUAAAUUAAAGCCAUGUUUUUAUAUAUAAAAAGUCGGGUAAUGUUGAUGUUUAGGUGAGUGCAGUUAAACUUGGUCAGUAAGUAAUCUUACCUGAUCUCAAAAGGAGAUUUUUACUACCUAGUUUAUGGUAUUAAAACUGUUUAAGUUUGAGGUUACCUCAACUUGUUUAAAGAAUUUUUUGUGGACUUGUACUGUAUAUUUGCGUAACUAUGUCAAGCUUUUAUUUAAGAUCAUUUAACAUGUACCAUGUACAUGUCAUUUUACUAUAUUUCAAUGCAUCAUGCUUGUAACAGGCAUUUCAUUUAUAAUAAGUGAUUAAUUUGGAAGCUCUUUGGUAAUUUAUCUGCUAUUCCUAAAUUGGCAUAAUGUUAGCUAUCUAUUUUAAAUCACCUUGUAAUUACUUGUCAAAAUGCCUUAACUACCCUAACUUGACCAAAAUAUUAUUUUGGUGAGGGUACAGGGAGGAUUAUAUUAAUGAAGAAAAACUGAUUAGUUUUGCGAUACACGGAACUGAGUGGUGGAUAACUUUGCACAAAUUGUCAGUUCUUGUUAUUUUUUAAAAUUGAACAAGCUGUAUCUAGCUGUCUUGUUAGAAGGAAUGUAUUCAUGCUGCAGUAUAGGGCUUUGUUUCUAGUAUUUGGGAGGGCUGUUUCCCUCUCAAAUCUGGGUAUCUUUACAUUUUAUUCUUCAGUAUUUACUAUCAUGCUUCUUUAUUAGAGCAGAUUUGAUCAAUUAUUGUUUCCCUUGAACUCACCUUACUAUAAUGCCCCGGUAGACCUGGACUCUUUUGCACUCUGACCCCUUACACUGAGUACGUUCAUGUCCAGUCCUCAUUAUUUUUUUUCCCCUUGCUAGAACUUUAAAUUAGGAGAUGUAUGCGGAUCAGAUAAAUCAGUAUGGCAAAGGUGCUUACCCCGAGUGAGACGUUGCAUGCGCUGUACUCUGCCUCUGUUGAUCCGGGGUCUGGAACCCUAGAUCGUAGAGAUUCAGCCACCUUCUCAGAAGCUAAACUGUGCUGCCUGGUGGGUUUGAGUCUAAGCCUUGCUAUCUGUGUUAAAGCAGUUUUUAGUUGAGUAGUAUAUAUGAAGCCAUUUGUGUCAUAUCACAUCUUUUUUUUUUUUAAUAA